Molecule: messenger RNA, 1261 nt
Organism: Patiria miniata (bat star)
Lineage: Eukaryota; Metazoa; Echinodermata; Asteroidea; Valvatida; Asterinidae
Gene: mrm2
Product: rRNA methyltransferase 2, mitochondrial-like
Exons: 3
Coding region: 227-1003 (258 amino acids)
Biological process (GO): RNA methylation
Cellular component (GO): mitochondrion
Molecular function (GO): rRNA (uridine-2'-O-ribose)-methyltransferase activity
Source: RefSeq, a predicted model, not a curated record
CAUGAAAAAUCAAAUGUAAAUUUCGUCCUUUCAAAGGAAUUUUCUGAAAGCUUACAAAAUUGUAAAAACCUAACGAAGGCUUUCUGGUUGAGCAAUAACACGUACCCUCCAUAUUUGGAAUGUGUUUUAUGAAAAAUAUUUAAACUUCAAGAAACCCACAUGGUAACCCAUGAUCAAACAUAGAUCAGUCCAAUUACGACUUUAAACCAAUCAACGUUCUCCUGAGAUGAAUCCAUUCUUGGUAUGGGGGAGGAAGUGCUUCCACACAUCAGGAGUUCUGUGGAGGAACAAGAAGCCAAGUAAUAAAUUGAAAGGAAAGAGUCCAAGUUCUCAGCAGUGGCUCAGUCGACAGUUCAAUGAUCCUUACGUGAAACAAGCGAAGGUUGAAAACUAUCGGGCUCGCAGCGCCUUCAAACUCCUGGAAAUCGAUGCCAGGUUUCGGCUGCUGAGACCAGGGCAUGUAGUGGUGGAUUGUGGGGCUGCUCCAGGGUCAUGGUCUCAGGUUGCCGUGGAAAAGGUCAAUGCACAAGGAACAGACCCAAACAAGCCCAUGGGAAAGGUCAUCAGUGUUGACCUCCUACACUUUGAACCAAUAGAGGGUGCCGUCCUGCUCACCGAAUCGGACUUCACUCACCCCGCGACGCAGUCACGAAUCCUGUUACUUCUCAACGGGCAACUUGUGAACAGCGUGCUCAGCGACAUGGCGCCCAACUCUACCGGCAUGCACGAGAUGGAUCACGAGAACAUCAUCGGGCUGUGCAAGUCCGCGCUCGGGUUUGCGCGGGACAUCUUGCGCGAGGACGGUCAUUUCCUCUGCAAGUUGUGGGACGGCCACGAGACCGGACGACUGAAGGAGAAACUGGCGGCGGAAUUUCGCGGUGUAAAAGUGGUGAGGCCGGACGCCAGUCGCAAAGAAUCGUCAGAGAUCUUCCUUCUGGGACGAGGAUUCAAGAGAUAUUUAGUCCAUCCGCUAGGUGGCAGUCUUCCAAAUGGCAGAACUUGAGCACCCCUAAAACUAGUUGGAGAACAAGGUUUGCGAUUCAACAUCCAUGGAAAUAUGUAAUGGGGGCUUAGAGACAGCAACAUGAUCUCCCAUUAGCAAAGGAUGCAGGUGCCAAAGUUACAAAGAGAAUAGACUCCAUAUAAGCCCCUACCAGUGCGCAAGUGGGGCAUUGGAAACAAUACGUGCGCCUCUUCGAUCCCACAAGUGCAUGUUCCAGCUGCGCGCGUCAUAUGCGUGUGUGCUCACGUCAUAUGGGUG